Molecule: messenger RNA, 870 nt
Organism: Rhizoctonia solani
Lineage: Eukaryota; Fungi; Basidiomycota; Agaricomycetes; Cantharellales; Ceratobasidiaceae
Product: Respiratory supercomplex factor 2
Exons: 8
Coding region: 1-870 (289 amino acids)
Biological process (GO): mitochondrial respiratory chain complex IV assembly
Cellular component (GO): mitochondrial inner membrane
Source: RefSeq, a predicted model, not a curated record
AUGAAGCUCAUCACCAAGCAGCAACAAGAAGAGGCCGCAAAGACCACCAUGUUGGGUCUUGCCAAAGGAGGUGCCCUGGGACUUGCAUUAGCGAUUCCCGCACUACACUUUGCUAGUAAACGUUACCCUGCUGUCCGCGCAAUUCCGCCUGUCCAGCGCGGCUGGCUGAUGCUCAUUGCCACCCUUGGUGCCGGUAUGACCAACGCUGAGCUCUCAUAUGAGGCUUAUCUCAAAUCCCAAUGGCACGGACGUACUGCCGAAAUCUUGCGAAAGGAACAAGAAGAAGAAGAGGCUGGGAUUCAUGCACUCAGUCUCCAGGGUCGCGCUCUCCACUGGGCCAAGGAGAACCGCUUUGGUAUCAUUGGUAUGAGCUGGGUCACCGCCAUGGCGGUUUCCGGUGGUCUGGUCUUUGCUCGUAACCGCGGCGUGCCUUUCUCCCAAAAGAUCGUACAGGUCCGUAUGUACGCACAAGGCGUUACGAUCGCUGUAUUGCUCGCCAGCGCUGGCCUUUCGGCCAUUCACCUCCCAGAUGAAGAGGCUCUUGAAAAGAGCGAAAAGGCUCGUGCUCCAGGAGAGGCUUGGAAACUCAUGGUUGUUACAAAGGAGCAACAAGAAGAGGCUGCUCGGGCAACAAUGUGGGGUGGAUUCAGGGGAGCAGUACUUGGCCUUACAGUUGGUCUCCCUUCUUUGUACAUCGCAGGGGUGUUUUAUCCUGCGGUCAGGAGAAUUCCUGUUGUUCAAAAAACCUGGUUGAUGCUUAUUGCGACGCUUGGAGCUGGUGCGACUAACGCUGAAAUUACUUACAACGAUUACCUUGCCAUGCAACGCUACAAACGGAUUAUGGCAGAACUCGAGGAACGGCAACUCUAA